Molecule: messenger RNA, 660 nt
Organism: Staurois parvus
Lineage: Eukaryota; Metazoa; Chordata; Amphibia; Anura; Ranidae
Source: the annotation of a GenBank genome assembly
CUUGCACAGGUGUACCGGCUCCUCCCCUUCAGUCUUGCACAGGUGUACCGGCUCCUCCCCUUCAGUCUUGCACAGGUGUACCGGCUCCUCCCCUUCAGUCUUGCACAGGUGUACCGGCUCCUCCCCUUCAGUCUUGCACAGGUGUACCGGCUCCUCCCCUUCAUCUUGCACAGGUGUACCGGCUCCUCCCCUUCAGUCUUGCACAGGUGUACCGGCUCCUCCCCUUCAGUCUUGCACAGGUGUACCGGCUCCUCCCCUUCAGUCUUGCACAGGUGUACCGGCUCCUCCCCUUCAGUCUUGCGCAGGUGUACCGGCUCCUCCCCUUCAGUCUUACACAGGUGUAGCGGCUCCUCCCCUUCAGUCUUACACAGGUGUACUGGCUCCUCCCCUCCAGUCUUGCACAGGUGUACCGGCUCCUCCCCUCCAGUCUUGCACAGGUGUAUCAGCUCUUCCCCUUCAGUCUUGCACAGGCAUACUGGCACCUCCCCUUCAGUCUUGCACAGGUGUAGCGGCUCCUCCCCUUUAGUCUUGCACAGGUGUACCGGCUCCUCCCCUUCAGUCUUGCACAGGUGUAGCGGCUCCUCCCCUUCAGUCUUGCACAGGUGUAGCGGCUCCUCCCCUUUAGUCUUACACAGGUGUACCGGCUCCUCCCCUUCAGUC